This is a messenger RNA of Xyrichtys novacula (pearly razorfish), 7415 nucleotides long. NCBI's taxonomy places the organism in Eukaryota, Metazoa, Chordata, Actinopteri, Labriformes, Labridae. The record is from the annotation of a GenBank genome assembly.
AUGGACAAGGAAUUCAAAGGAGAAAAAAGGGAACAGUGGAGGAAGAAGCGAGAAUAUAUUCUGGCUGCAGCGGGGAAUGUGGUGGGCCUUGGCAACGUCUGGAGAUUCCCUUACCUGUGUUAUAAGAACGGAGGAGGUGAGCUCGAACACACAGUGUUUAUCCUUUAAUAUUUGAUAAGAUUGUUCCGGUCCUGAAAGUCACCAAAGACGACUUUAUGGUUGAGAAAAUGCAGAAAUUAAAAAAAAAAAAAAAGGACUGCACUGAAUUUUGGGUAAAAUUGGGUAAAAUGAUGCACUUCAGGAAAAAAGCAAACACAAACUUGUUCUAAGUAGUAAACAUUUUGACAUCUACUUGACAACUUUGACAAACAGCUUACAGCACAACAGCCUCAGGGUUACAUGAACGGCUGAAGACGAGUUCUUCAAGCAAUUGUGGUUAAAAAAAACGUCAUUUCGUGUCAGACAAACAGCGUAUGAAUGUAGUUUUGCAAUGUUGGUUAACCAGUCACUGCACCAGUUUGACUUAAGCCUUAAAAUCUCUCUCAAUCCUGCUGUGAUUUUCCACCAAGGCAGGCUCUUUCACAUUUAACCCUAACCCUGACUAACAGGAUUUGAUCAGAUAUUUGUGACAUUUAUGUGUGAUUUAAAUCUCAAAGUUUUGCAAAAAUAUAAGGAUGUUGUAAGAGGCAAAGUGAUUUGAACCAGAAACAAACUUUAGACCCAAUUCAUAAAUUAAGUUUAAAAUCUGAAUAACUUUUGGUUUUGGAUCAACCUGUGCCAUUAAAGUUUUGAUGAUCAGUUAAUUUAUUAAAUCUAUGAUGGAGGGGGAUCAUUUCUGAACAGCAAUAGCAAAUCAACAGCCUUAAAUGAAUUCAACAAUUUUACAGCAGGUUUUUAUCUCACUGUUUAGACUUUGUCCGUAUCCGAUUAUUAAACAAAAGUCUUGCCAACCUGUACGGGUUUGCCUAAGAGAUACUGGGUGGCAAAAACAGUGGUUAUCUGCAGUGCUAAUGGGGUAAAGUGGACACUUUUCUGCAUAAAACCCUGAAUAUCACAUGAAAGCUGAAGUGUUUUUUUGUAAAUAAUAAAGCUUAUCCAGUCCUCUUCCCCGUGCAUACCACCAUACAGUCUCUCUUGUAUCUCUGUGUUUUUCUCCUCCAGGGGUCUUCCUGUUGCCGUACUGUUUCUUUGCUGUAUUCUGCGGUAUGCCGCUCUUCCUGCUGGAGUCUGUGAUUGGUCAGUACACACAGGAGGGCGCUAUCACCUGCUGGAGCAAGCUCUGCCCGUUGGCACAGGGUAAUCACACCAAUUCUGACUGAGUUGCUGGACAACACUGAAAGAUAUUAACUGAACUCUCCAUUACUAGUAAAUCAUAAACCAUAAUAAUAAUUCUUCAUUAUAUCUGUGUGAGCAUUCAAACCAACUCUGAGUAAAACAAACAUAGAAUUAGCCAUUUGAAAGCAGUGGGUCUUUUGGUUUUCUGCUCCCAAAAUCAAGCUACUCAGCUUCCUGAAUCAAUCAUCACAAUGUAUAAAUGUAAUCAAGAGCAAAGAUCCCAUUUUAUUGAUGUUUAAAUAACCAACUCCUCUAUUUUUAUUAUCUUUUAUACGUCUUUAAAUACACUGACUUCCCCUCCUGCUCGCAGCUCCAACCCCUUUGGCUCACACUUUUUUAAGCCGCUCACAAACAUAGUUUCUUUUUCAAAUGUUCGGUGUUUUCCAUAGACGCUUUUUCCAUUGUACUCAAACACAGAGGAUCUAGCUCUUCUAGUGUAGAGAUAUAAAGUAUACUUUACACACAACACACAACCCAAAACAAAUCAUUAUUGUUUUCUAGUUUGUAUAUUUGGAUUUACUGAUAUUUGGAAAAUUUAGCAGUUCUCUGUCAUCAAAGUAGAGUUUGUCAUGUAACUAAAAAUAUAGAUUCUGCAAGAUGCUAAUUUUCUGACCCCCUUGUAUGUUAACUUUACUCCUAACUCACUUUUACUCUGUUUACCCACCACAAGGCUUUCUUAUGUUUACCUUUUUGAAUUUACGAGGCCGACUUUGUUAUUUUACAAAUGCACACUCUCAAAACAAACCCAGAAAAAUAUGUUUGUUUUUAUUUAACCUUUGCUUGACAAGAAUCUUACAAGUUACAUUUCAUUUAGUAUGAUCUCUUGGUUAUUAUAGAUAAAAGAUAUUUUUCAGAUAAAAGCUCUUUCAAACCAUUGGCUAAAACUGAGCUCAAAGAUGUAAUGGGAUAAAUGGAUCAAAUAUGUCCACUUUCGUUAAAUAAGAGCCUUAUAUAAGAGAAUUUUUUAUGUUUUCGCUCAUCAGGAUCUGGAUAUUCAACCAUAGUGGUCCAGUUAUAUUCCAGAUCCUACAUCAUCAUCCUAGCAUGGGCCCUCCUCUACCUUAUGUACUCUUUCAGAAGCCCUCUGCCAUGGGCAACCUGCAACAAUCCCUGGAACACAGGUCAGUGAGUGAUUCUUCUUUCCCUCUCACUUUCCUGCUUUGUCUCGCCUGGAGAGUCAGAUUGUGCCUCCAUUCGUGAAAGCACUGUACAACACUUCGGUACAACAAACUCCACCAUCGAUUAACUCUUUAAUUCAUCCAAAAGACUGCAUAAUUAACAGAUGUCUUUAAAAAUGUUUACACCCAAUCAAUGUGACUUUGAUUGAAUUGUCUUUAUAUCAACAGACCUUUGUGUGGACCUCACCUCUGCAAACCACACUGCGGUAAACAGUAGCAACCUGACAGGAAACUGGACUUCUGGAAAGCUCACAAAGUCUUCGGCGUCUGAGUUCUGGGAGUGAGUUAAUUGUGAAUUAACUGAUACCUGAUCAAUUACAUUACCUGACAGUGAUAGUUCAAAUAUGGCAAAGUGAACUUCUCUCUGUGUGAAACCUUUAAAGGAGAGGAGUGCUGUCCUUGUCUGGCGGAAUAGAGGAGAUCGGCACAGUCCAGUGGAAGCUGCUGCUGUGUCUUCUGGCCUGCUGGGUGGCCUGCUACUUCUGUAUUUGGAAAGGAGUCCGCUCCACAGGGAAGGUCUGUGGACAAGGAUUUGUGGGAAUCAAGGUCCAAAUGUGAUCGUAGAAAAAACAUAUGCAUUUUGUGUAAUUAAUCCAAUUGUACCGAUGUUUUAGGUGGUCUAUUUCACCGCUAUCUUUCCCUACGUGAUGCUGGCCAUCUUGCUGGUUAGGGGAUUGAUGCUGCCAGGAGCCUGGCAAGGUGUGGUCUACUACCUGUAUCCAGAUCCCUCACGUCUGGCAGACCUCCAGGUGACACUUGUAGCUUUCUCUUAUGUCUCAACUUUGUAUUCUUUAAAUGUAAGCCUGAGAAACAGAGAUACUAUCAGAUUUCAUCUUUGGUCAUCAGGUUUGGAUGGAGGCUGCUUCUCAGGUCCUCUACUCCUAUGGUGUUUCAUCAGGAACCGUCAUCACACUGGGCAGCUACAACAAAGUCAAGAAUAAUUGCUACAAGUAAGUCGUGCAAAUGGUCGCUUGAUUGACACAUUGUAGGAGGAGUUUCACCCAGUCUAUGAAAUUUUGUUUACCACUUCCACUAUGUUACGCACUAUUCGGGCAUAUCACCAAGCUGCAGCUACUGUUCAGGAGUCUGGCAGAGGAGUUCAGGGUCGCAAGAGUCAGAGAAGUCCUGCUCCUACAGAGAUUCUGCCAAAUCCAAGGUCUUCUCAGCAGGUGUAGAGGUCAGGACAGGACAAGUGCGCUGAGGAUAUAGUGGAACAAGGUUGUGACACAGCUGGGCACAGUGGCUACUGGGCAGACUGAACUGGGUAGCAGUUCAAAACCUAGCUGCAGUAAAGCCAGCGGAAAGGAGAAGCGGAAGCUGAUCCAAAAGGAGGUACGUGCCAAGGUAGAAGAAGCUCUCUUCUGUGGGGUGGUGGACAUGUCUAAGCAAGGGGCCUUGACCAAGUGGGAUGGCCAUAAGAUCACCUGGACAGAAUUCUGGAAGACGGAGCCACACUUCUAGUUCCUAGUCCACUCAGCGUAUGACGUCCUCCCAAGCCCAGCCAACAUUUUCACCUGGGGCCUGGUGGACUCAUCCACAUGCCAACUCUGCCAGAAGAGGGGAUCUUUAGAGAACAUCCUCAGCUGCUGCUCAAAGGCCUUUGGAGACGGUCGGUAUAUUACAGCAAAUGGCAACACCCCUACAAGGGUACCAUCACCCAGGGGGUCCUGCUUGCAACAGCAAGGGACUGGCAACUGAUGGUUGACCUUGGGAGACAGUUCAGAUUCCCGGACAUCAAGGUGGCCAAGUAUGCUAAACUGGUGGCUGACAAAACAUUGCAUUUAUUGUCUUUUAUUUGCAUUGCAUAAAGUCAGCUUAACACUCAUUGAGCCUCAUGAGGUUCGGCUAGUGAUAUCACAAGAAUUUGUCUGGCCUCUUUGGCCUGAAACUGGAGCUGCAGACCCCUGAAUGAAGCAACCAAAAUUUUGUCAAAAUGUGAAUACACAGGGAUGGAUGGUAGGUAUUGUAACGAACAUGGAUCAUCCACUUCGUAACAGCUUAAUGGACCAAUAAAGUUCUUUCUUUCUUUCCUUCUUCUUCUUCUUCUUCUUCUUCUUCUUCUGCUUCUUCUUCUUCUUCUUCUUCUGCUGCUGCUUGUCUCAAGCGUGACUGCUCAUGUGAACGCUGUGUUACAGUUAGGACCAACCCUAAAACUGAUGCUAGCACAUAAAUUCUUUGUUAACUUUUAUUGAAUUUUGGUUACAUUAUUGGAAUACAUACAAACAGUUAUGGAGUGUUGACAUGCUAUUGGCUCUACACUAAAGGUAGUUUAUCACUCGAAAUAUUUAUGAUGCUAUUCUCAAAGUACCUGCAAUGUUUCAAGUAUGCAACAGCCAUAUAAAUCUUUUUGUGACAGCGCCCAUUAAAAGCAAGUGUGUGUGUGUGGGCGUGCGUGUGUGUGUGUGCAGGGACAGUUUGUGGUUAUGCUUGCUCAACAGCAGCACCAGCUUCGUCGCUGGGUUUGCGGUCUUCUCAGCCCUGGGCUACAUGGCACACCAACAGGGGGUUCCAGUCGACAUGGUGGUUCAGUCAGGUUUGAUUAAACAUUUCUGAUGUCGAAAUUAGGAAAUACAUUGAGAACUGUGAAGACGAGGAGAGAGAAAGUAUUGGUUUUUGCAUCUACAGGUCCUGGACUGGCAUUCAUUGCUUAUCCUCAGGCUGCAGCCAUGAUGCCCCUGCCUCAGCUGUGGGCAGCCUGCUUCUUCAUCAUGCUUAUUCUCUUGGGACUGGACACACUGGUAAGAAGAAGGUGAAGGGAACAUGUAAUAUGAUGUUGUUGUUUUGUUUUUUUGUGCAAAUCUGUUAGAUCUUGAAAUGAUGGACUCAAUACAAUCAAUGCAUAUUUAGAUUCAAAUUCAACUUUAUUGAUAUGGCACUUUUCAUACAUGAAUGCAAGUCAAAGUGCCUCACAGAGGCUAAAAACAACGAUAACACCCAACCCUUCCACCCACACACACACCCAGAAACCCACACACACCCACACACACCCACACACACCCACACACACCCACACACACCUAAAGACACACCCAUCCUCACACAAAGCGAUAAAGAGACAUGGCGUAUACCACACCCACAUCAUUGUGUCCCCUACAGUAAAGUAAAUUGGCCAUCUGGCUCGGCCAUUGGUAUGUGUUCAUUUAUAAGGCUAUUCUUCAGACGACUCCAUCUUAUUUAUCAUCCCUUUUAAUCUUAAAUAAUAGUGCCUACAGUCUCCGCUCCCAGGACUUUUAUCAUUUUACUGUUCCUAAGGUCAGAACAGCAAUGGGGAAGAAAGCUUUUAGAUUUUCUGCUCCAAGUACAUGGAACAUCUUGCAAUCAGACCUGAAACUCCAAAGUCUGGUAUCUCUGAAUGUAUUCAAGUCCAUGAUAUAUUCCAUUACAUCCAGGCUUCAGGAGCGCAAAUGUUUGACUAAUGUUGUAAAUUAUUAUUUGCAUUCUUUGUAUCCUAUAUGAUUAAUGUGAUUAUGUAUUGAAACUGUAUGCGCUGCCAUUCUUGGCCAAGUCUCUCUUGCGAAAGAGAUCUUGGAUCUCAAUGGGAAAAACCUAGUUAAUAAAGGUUUUCAGCUUGCUCUUUGACCCAAUGACCUAACAGCAUCAUGUUAUAUGGUUCAGCUGUGGGUCCCCACACCUUUUCCCCUUUUUUGGGGGUGAAGGAUUCUCUUAUUUAAGUUAUACCACCUUGUUGUCAUGUUUUUCUGUCUAUUUGAAUGUGUAAGUUUGCAGGUCUGGAAACUAUAUCUUCAUCAGUGAUCGACAUGUUCCCCGGAGAGAUGCGCAAACCCUGGCGCAGAGAGAUCUUCCUUAUAUUUUUCUGCUCCGCCUACUUUAUUAUACAUAUCUCUCUCUCCACUCAGGUACCACACAGACCUGUACAUCCUUACCCGAAUACACAAGCAUACAAUAAACAUAUUCUCACAUUGAGGGAGUAUUUUCAAUAAUGCCACAUAAAGUCUGUGCUCUGUGCUUCCAGGGAGGGAUGUAUGUGUUCCAGCUGAUUGACUACUAUGGCUGUAAUGGAGCGUGUUUAUUGUUUGUGUCACUUGUCCAGUGUGUAGCUGUUGGGUGGGCCUUUGGUGAGUGGUAAAAGAAAAGUCAGUUCUUCAAAUCACCAGAGGUUAUAGUUUGUUUACAUAUAGCUUUAAUCAGAAAUGUUAAAGUACUGUUGAGUUUGAAACAUGCUCCUACAUUUGAAAGCCCUACCCUGAUACUGACAAACUGUCCUCCUGCAGGAGCCGAUAACAUGUUUGACGCAGUCGAAGAUAUGACAGGACAGAGACCGUCCAUUUUCUUUAAACUGUGCUGGCGUUACUUUACCCCUUUUAUCUGCUUGGUGAGUAUCAUAGCAGCUCUAAUUUGCAAGAAUCUAUUUGAUAAAUCCUCAUGGCUGAAUAUGCAAUAACACGUCAUCUGCUUCUAUUUACAUGCUUACUGAAUAAUAAUAAAAACACUUCUACCUUGGCCAUCGCUAAGCACAAUUGCCCAUAACUCGGUUAUUAGUUUACCCGUCUGCCUGUCCUUCAAGGUUUGUUUCAUCUGCUCCUUCCUGGCCUAUCAGCCCCUGACAUCCAGUGAGGGCCAUGAGUACCCAAAGUGGGCCUACGACCUGGGCUGGGUAAUGGCCUUUUCCUCUGUGACUGCAGUACCUGUAUGGGUUAUUUACAAGAUCUGCACCACUGAGGGCCCCCUCAGACAGGUAAAAGCAUAAACAUCCUAUUAAGGAUUUACGUUUAAAACAUCUUUUAUUACACACACAUAUAUAUCACGUUUGUCUCUUCACAGCGCCUGAUGGUACUGUGGCGUCCUGUCAGAGAUCCUGGGGGUCCUAAGACAGACCUAGAACAUCCACUGAAUGAAACAGAAUUACAAACCAUGUCAGCUUCUUUUUCCAACAAGUUAUAA